Messenger RNA from Camellia sinensis, 1290 nucleotides. RefSeq lists its product as uncharacterized. Gene Ontology annotation, molecular function: zinc ion binding. The record is from RefSeq and is a predicted model, not a curated record. NCBI's taxonomy places the organism in Eukaryota, Viridiplantae, Streptophyta, Magnoliopsida, Ericales, Theaceae.
AUGGUUUGUGAUUUCAAGGACUAUUAUGGAACAGAAGUUUCUUAUCGGCGAGCUUGGAUGGGUGUUGAAAAAGCAAGGGGUCUUGUUUUUGGUGACUAUUCAUCAUCAUUUGACGAUCUUCGUUGGUAUGUUGAUGCCGCUAAUGAUUGUAAUCCGUAUUGUCGGCCUGUGUUGAUGCUUGAUGGAACUUUCUUGAAAGGAAGACACAAAGGUUGUUUAUUGGCUGCUAUGGCAAAAGACGGUAACCAAGGUUUAUAUCCGUUAUGUUUUGCCAUUGUUGAUAGUGAAAGUUAUGACAGUUGGCAUUGGUUCUUGUCAAAGUUAUUUGUUAUUUUGACUCCGGGGAGGGAUAUUGCGUUUGUUACUGAUCGGCAUGGAGGUUUACUGAAAGCUUUAGCUGAGGUCUUUCCGUUUUCUUCUCACUCUUUUUGUCUAAUGCAUUUGAAGGCAAACUUGAAUACUUAUUUGUCAAUGACGAGUCGUGAAUCUAAAGAGUAUUUGCUUACUCUUUUUAGUAGAUGUGCAUAUGCUCCUACUAUUGAGUUGUUUAAUGAGCUAUUUGAAGAAUUUAAGGGUCGCUGUGGUCGUAGUGUUGAGAAGUUUCUUGAGGAUUUGCCUAAUGAGUGUUGGUGUAACGCUCAUUUUCAAGGCAAGAGGUAUGGUGAAAUGUGCACAAAUGUUGCGGAAUCUUUUAAUUCAUGGAUUAGGGAUGAACGCCAUUUGUUUUCAACUAGUCUUGUUGAUGCUAUAUGGGUGAAACUAAUGGAGCAAUUUUCAAGAAGGAGAGAAGUUGGAAAUAAGUGGAAUCGUAUUGUUUGUCCUUUUGCAGAGAAAAAGUUGGAAGAAGCUUUUAAUGAUACAAAAGCAUGGAUAGUUAAGAAAUGUAGCAAUGACAUUUAUGAAAUCCAAUUGGAUCAUUCAGUUAUGGUUGAUAUUGGAAAACGUUCUUGUUCUUGUCGAUUGUGGGAAAUUGAUUAUUUUCCUUACAAACAUGGUUUUUGUGCUAUAAAGAGGAGUGUGAAGGAUCUGAAUUCUUUUCUUGAUGAUUACUAUUGUGUUAGUAGUUAUUGUGAUUCUUAUUCACAUUCUAUCUAUCCAGUUCCUAGUAUGUGGAAGCCAAAUGUAGUUGUUAAUGAUGACAUUGUUUUACCUCUUCUUUGUAAGAGACUAACUGGACGUCCAAGAACAGAGAGAAUACCUUCUAAGGGCGAAAUCAAGAGAAUUAGGUACAGUAGGAGUGGAAAGAUGGGAAUUCAUAAUCAGAAGACAUGUAAAGAAGCUUUGCUUUAG